This is a messenger RNA of Linum trigynum, 4022 nucleotides long. The record is from the annotation of a GenBank genome assembly. Lineage: Eukaryota; Viridiplantae; Streptophyta; Magnoliopsida; Malpighiales; Linaceae.
ACAAAACAUUCAUUCAUUCGAACCGUGCGAAGAAGAAAACCAGAGAAGAAAACCAGAAUCACUCACCAGCCGAACGAUUUAGGGUUUCUUAGCAACGCGAUUUAGGGUUCCUCCGCCGAUUUAGGGUUCCUCCGCCGAUGUUUCUUAGCCGCCGCCAGCCGAACCGCCGAAGUCCGUAACGCCGACGAAAGAGCGACCCUCCGAUGCUACUCACCGGCGGAAUGCAUGGCUUCCCUUUGUCGGCGAUCGCGAACGAUUGGGAAGAGUCGAGAGAAAAGGAAAAGAGUAGGUUGGGAACCCUAAAACGAAAAAGGGGAAAGUGAUCUGAAUCCCCUUUUCGUCUCCAACUAUGUCGUUUUACUUUUUAAUAAAAAAAAAUUCCACGUGGCAAAGACGAAAACCAAAACGCGCCACAUCAGCCGCAACCGUUAGUCCAGUCAGCUAGUUAAGUGGACCGUCAAAAAAUAGGACGGAAAUGGCUACAUCUGUGUAUUAUUCAAAAAGUGGCUAUAUCUGUCAAAACCGUGAAAGUUAUGGCUACACGGGUGAAUUAAACCUACAAAAUAUUAGCUAAAUCUUUUGUAACGCAUCAAAAUAUUAGUUAUUUGCCUGUUACCGUUGGUAAUUUUGUAACUAUUUUUUUAUUUGAAAUACUAAAAUUUUAAAAUAUUGACUAUUUAUGUUUACGGUAUAUAUAUUAUAUUGAAAUGCGGCCCAGUACUUUACUGUGUUCUGUAUCCGUCGCUGCGUCCAACAAGGGAGAUUUCAUAGCCGCCGUCCACGACAAUCCUAUCACAACUGUUGAUCUCCUUAGAGCUCGACUGCUCUUCUUGGUCACGUUGGCGUCGUCCGCCUCCGACGACCCGUUUAGCGUGGACCACAGAAGGCUACACGCAAGAGGUCCAAUCUUUUCCCCGUGUUGCUAUUCCCUCACCAGUUUGCCAUCGUCUUGGCGAUGUUCUUUUUAUCAAUGGCAUCGGCUGUCGUCUUUAGGAAGUCAAGCCUCAUCGCCGUCCAGUUGAGUAAUCAGUCCCUGUCGGCUGUCGUCGCCAAGUCACAACCUCUUACUUACUCGACGUCAGGAGAGCUUAUGUCCACUCCGGCCUCUGACUCAGCACCGAUUACCAUCCACCUCACCAACUCUGUGUUGCACUUGCCGUCACAACACCUCUAUUCUCCGUUCCUCUGCAGCUGUCUUGUAAUAGAAGGAGAAAGAUGUAGAAGACGAAUGGAAGUGGCGACUGUUGUCUCCAUCUGUUCCGGACGUCUGAGUGUCUUCAUCACGAUUCACGGCCGCUCAAGGUCACGUAGAGAGGAGAAUCUUCACCAACAUCAAAGUCAUGGCAUUGAAGAUACUCGUGACCUGCAGCAGUAGUGGUCGCCACUUAAAUAGCUAGUGUUGGGACGAUAGAGGAGCUCUCAUCAACAAAGUUUAAUCAAGUCAUACAACAAGGUCACGAUCCAAGGAGCAAUUGUCCCCUCGGAGUUCAGAAUCAGGUAAUUUUCAGUCUUCACCAUUCUAAAUUUCAAGCUGCGCAUUCACGUCAUUCAUGCUCCAGCUUGAGAGGGAGAAUAUGGAAUCAUAGGUUGACCAGUUCAGUCAUCAAGUCGACCGCGUUUAUAUAUCAGUCAAGUUGUAAGGAGGAGCACAGUCAUCAAUGCAGUUAGUAGUCUCCAAAGUCAGCAACGCAUUCAUCAGUCUCCAGUCUCAUCCAAGACGUCAAGGAAUUUUGCCAUGCUGAGUUCAUUGUCAUAAGAACUGGGUCAAACAUGGAGUAGUUCCAUCAUUUUUCUACCUCUCGCGCAAGCGAACAAAGUCACAUCCCGUUGGACGUGCUUGUCAGCAAGAUGUUAUUUGAGUGUUGUUCAGUUUCAAGCUCGACAUUCUUGUCAUUCAUGUCUUCGCUUGUGGGGGAGUGUUGCGGAUAUUAAUUACUUAGUCCAAGUAAUUAAUUCCUUGUCUUACAAGUCCCUUGUUUUCUUGUCAUCGUAAAAGAAGGAAACUUGGUUCUCAUUAGGGUUUUAAACCUACGUCUAUCUCUAUAUAAGCUUAGCUACCGUCCUAUCGUAAGUAAGCCGUCACAGUUUAGUCCUCUAAUAAAACGUCAGUCUUGAGCUCUUUGGAGCUCAUUGUGGAUUAGUCUCGAUCAAUCAAUCGAACGAGGAUACCACGUAAAAUCUUGUGUUCUGUGUUCUUUCGAUCUUCCGCGUUAUCAAAUUCUUCAAUCUACGUCUGGUAAUCCGUCUGGCGGAUCAAGAUAAUUGUUGAGCGGAGGACACAAAGUUCGUGUUUCUUGUCUUAAGGGGAGUAUUGUUAUGGUACAAUCUAAGUACCACAUCGGAAAUACAAGGGAAAUAACUCUUGUAUAUAAGUGUCCACCUAGCUCAAUUAGUACGAGGUCUUUUGGGAAGAAACCCAAGAGUAAAUCUGUACGGGCUUGGCUCAAAGCGAACAAUAUCGUGUUAUUGGAGCAUUCGGUCUCAACUUAUGAUAUCAAAGCCUGGUCUUCGAGCGUGGAUCCGGAGAAGUGGGCGUCGCUUUGGUGGACCCUCACUUGACAACCUCAUUGUUUGAGAUUUGCUUUUGUUUGGCGGAUCAAAGGAGAUUCGCGCAUGUUUGUCAGCUCAAAGAAUAACUGCAUCUAGUAAAUCCUCGAGUCAAAAGGCAUGUCGAUACAAGGUGUCUAGUAGAUCAAGAUAAUCACUGGGGGAAUGACAAGAAGCUGUGGUUCUUGUCUUGAAGGAAACAUUGUAUGUACAAUUUAAGUACCACAUUGGAAAUAUAAGGGCAUGAUCCUUUGUACUUUAGUGUAGACUGGUCCAAUUAGUAUGAGGCCUUUUGGGGAGGAUACCUAACAAUAAAUUCGUCUCGGUUUUGCCCAAAGCGGAUAAUAUCGUACUAAUAGAGCAUCCGAUUUCAACAAGUGGUAUCCAAGUCUAGUUUUGGAGUUCGGAUAUGAGGUUGUGGACUUCAGUCUCGUGGACCAUCAUUUUGUGACCUCGGAAUUUGAGAUUUGCAUCUAUCUAGCGAAUCAAUGGAUAUAUGUGUAUGUGAAUAUAUUUGGUUGAUACAACGAAGAUUUGCAUUUGUUUGGUGGAUCAAGAGAAAUUUGUGUCUGUCUAAUAGAUCAAAGAAGAUCUGCACAUGGUAAAUCCUGGUGUCGAAAGCCUUUCAAUACAAUAUAUCAGGAGGAUCAAGUAGAUGGAUGAUGUUGGUCUUAUGUCGAAUUCUCUAGAGUUUGACUGGACGUCCAUUUAGUUUGUGCCACAAAUCUAUUAUGAGUUUGAACCAUAACAUUACAUGGCAUGUAUAUGCAUAGACAAGCUGUUGAAUCCAAGUUUGAACCAUAAUAUUAUUUUGUUCUGUCAAUAUUAUUUAGAUUUUUAAGGUAAUUCAUACUAUUAUUGAGUAUUAUAUUUAUUAAUUUUACGUCUCAAAAAAUAUUCUCCGUGGAGAAUCAUCUAAUUGACAGAACAAUGCUUUAAUUCGAUAAUCAAACAACCAAGUAAAAGGGUGAGAUUUUGGUGCAUAACCUCCUUUAUAUACAGUUGGCAUGGAUCUCAAGAACUAUAGUUAAUGGGUUUUCUAUUUAUUGUUCUCAAGAUUGUAGCUUAUGUGACGAUCUUCGACACUUUAAAAAGCAUCACAAUUAGUCCCGAAGGGGAUGAAAGGUAAAGCAAAAUAGAGGUCUUGAGCCCACACAGAUCCAACAUUUAGAAAUGUAGCCAUGCAUGAGCACCCUGAGACAAUGUACUUUUGCUAAAACUUAUCACCGACUUUCUCAAAUUACUCUGAUGCCCAUUAAGAGCUCCAUAUGAAUUUAAAAGAGAAAGUAGGGUCUCGUACAAGUCUGCGGAGACUCUUGUAAAAAGAGGUAAGACUCAUUUGCGAAGCACAAAUAGGCGAUGAUGAGGCAGUAUCUUUGAAUUUGAAAGCAUUAGAGUAAUCCAACUUCCAUUGUCUGAGUGAAAAUUCAUAAAAGUCUGUUUGAACAGAUGGCGAAUAAUAACUGGAAUAUAAG